UCUCCUUGAACCUAGAAGAUUAUGGGUCAAGAGCUGUGUACAAAGACUCUCCAGCCUGGAUGCAGCUGCCAUCGCUGUUGGGAGGGAGGCGAUGCACACAGCUGUCAGAGGACUGCGCCUGUGCCGGCGGAGGCUGCGAUCGAGCUAACAGACCUAAAAGAAGCAUCAUGUUCCAUGACUUCAUUUCACCCCAGGGGACUUCAGGCGGUCCGUGCCCGGAAGUACAAGAGUAAAAGGCCACGGAGUAACAGUGAUUCUUUUCAGGAAGAGGAUCUGAGGCAGGGUUUUCAGUGGAGGAAGAACCUCCCUUUUGGGACAGCCUCAUCUUACUUGAACUUGGAGAAACUGGGUGAAGGUUCUUAUGCCACAGUUUACAAGGGGAUUAGCAGGAUAAAUGGACAACUAGUGGCUCUAAAAGUCAUUAGCAUGAAUGAAGAGGAAGGAGUCCCAUUUACAGCUAUUCGGGAAGCUUCUCUCCUGAAGGGUUUGAAACAUGCCAAUAUUGUGCUCCUGCACGACAUAAUCCAUACCAAAGAGACACUGACAUUUGUUUUUGAAUACAUGCACACAGACCUGGCCCAGUACAUGUCUCAGCACCCAGGAGGGCUUCAUCCUCACAAUGUCAGGCUUUUCAUGUUUCAACUUUUGCGGGGCCUGGCAUACAUCCACCACCAACACGUUCUUCACAGGGACCUGAAACCUCAGAACUUACUCAUCAGUCACCUGGGAGAGCUCAAACUGGCUGAUUUUGGUCUUGCUCGGGCAAAGUCUAUUCCCAGCCAGACAUACUCUUCAGAAGUUGUGACCCUCUGGUACCGCCCUCCUGAUGCCUUGCUGGGAGCCACUGAAUAUUCCUCUGAACUGGACAUAUGGGGUGCAGGCUGCAUCUUUAUUGAAAUGUUCCAGGGCCAACCUUUGUUUCCUGGGGUUUCCAACAUCCUUGAACAACUGGAGAAGAUCUGGGAGGUGUUAGGAGUCCCUACAGAGGAUACCUGGCCUGGAGUUUCCAAGCUACCUAACUACAAUCCAGAAUGGUUCUCACUUCCUAAGCCUCAAAGUCUUCAGAACAUCUGGAACAGGUUGGGCAGGGUUCCUGAAGCUGAAGAUCUGGCUUCCCAAAUGCUGAAAGGCUUUCCUAGAGACCGAGUUUCCGCCCAGGAAGCACUGGUUCAUGACUAUUUCAGUGCUCUGCCUUCUCAGCUGCACCAGCUUCCUGAUGAGGAGUCUUUGUUUACAGUUUCAGGAGUGAGGCUAAAGCCAGAAAUGUGUGACCUUUUGGUCUCCUACCGGAAAGGUCACCUCCCAACCCAGUUUAGCAAAUGCUGGUGAAAGAGAGGGCGACAUCACCAAUAUCCUU
Messenger RNA from Panthera uncia (snow leopard), 1357 nucleotides. It is a transcript of the gene CDK15, whose product is annotated as cyclin dependent kinase 15. The record is from RefSeq and is a predicted model, not a curated record. Gene Ontology annotation, cellular component: cytosol; cytoplasm; nucleus. Lineage: Eukaryota; Metazoa; Chordata; Mammalia; Carnivora; Felidae. Bases 22 to 1329 code for a protein of 435 amino acids. Gene Ontology annotation, molecular function: cyclin-dependent protein serine/threonine kinase activity; ATP binding; cyclin binding. Gene Ontology annotation, biological process: protein phosphorylation. The transcript is spliced from 13 exons.